AUGGGUCGAAAUUCUCUUGCUGGAGUUCCAGAGCCAACUGCCGUCGGUGUGUUGAAAGCUGAAGACGAAAGACCUGGGAAUGAAGAUAGCUCCAAUGAUAUGGAAAUGGAUGACGAACCGGUCUUGGAACAAAUAAUGGAAUUUGCUUCGGCCAAUCGAGAUGACAAUUCAGAUCAAUUGAAAGGAGAGGAUGAACAGAUUGUUGAAGACUUGAAUUUUACUUAUAUGAGAAGGGGGAAAAACAAGCCAAGAUUACAGUGGGAAAUUUUGGAAGAAGAGAAUAGGACAUUGGUUGAUUCAUUUGAAAUGCAAAAUGAUGCUUCACAUGAUAAUGAGGAGGACAUUGCAGAGACUGCCGAGGCACCGCCCGAGAUGCUUGUUCCCUUAUUGAGGUACCAAAAGGAGUGGCUAGGGUGGGCAUUGACGCAGGAGGAGUCUCCUUGUAGAGGGGGAAUUCUCGCCGAUGAAAUGGGGAUGGGGAAAACCAUCCAAGCCAUUGCUCUUGUCCUUGCCAAGCGCGCUAUAAACCGAUCAAAUGCCGGGACAAGCAGCUCCUCACCUACACUUGUGAUAUGCCCUUUGGCAGCCCUGAAACAGUGGGAAACUGAGAUCAUUCAGUGCAUGCCACCAGGAAGUGUAAAGGUGUUGGUGUACCAUGGAGCAAGGAAAAGAGAGACGGGUCAGGACUUCUCGGGGUAUGAUUUUGUCUUGACGACAUAUUCAACCGUGGAGGCAGAGUGCAGAUGCCGUGUACUACUUCCCAACAAAGUCUGUGAUUUUUGUGGGAAGGAGUUGGAUAGAGAAAAUAUGAACUUCCAUGGUAGGAUUCUCUGUCAGAAAAGCUACCAAGGCACUAGGCACCCCCGUGAGAUGCAUGAUAAUGGUGCUGGUAGAAAUACGAGGGAUAGGAGCAGUAGGAAGAAGCAAGAUAAAGCCAGGACUGGUUCUUCCAAGCUGAAUCCAGAUGAUGCCAAACCCAAUGAACCUGAGAGAAAACUUUUUCUCAGUUCAGUUAGAUGGGAACGCAUAAUUUUGGACGAGAUUCGCUUUCUGCAAGUAUAUCCAUAUGCAUACUUCUUUUGUUGGUGGUGUGAUUGUAAAUCCCUUGAUUAUGUUCACUCGGCAAGUUGUCCUUGUAUCCAUGGGAGGCAUUUUUGUUGGUGGAACAAGUAUGUUAGUAGACCGCUACAAAUGGAAAAUCAUCAAAACAGUAGACGUGCGAGGAUUUUGUUGACGCAAAAAGUUUUGAAGAGCAUAAUGCUAAGACGCACCAAAAAAAGUAUAGCGGUUGAUCUUGGCCUCCCUCUCAAAACUGUUACACUUCGGCGGGAUGCAUUAGAUAUCACAGAAGAAGAUUACUACCAGACAUUAUACAAAGAAUGUCAAUUAGAAUUCAAUAGGUAUGUUGAAGAUGGCACCCUGAUGAACUAUUAUGUUCAUAUAUUGGAGCUUAUUACUCGAUUGCGACAGGCUCUAGAUCAUCCAUACCUUGUGGUUCAUUCAAAACCUGGUGAAGCUCUAUGUGACAUUUGCAAAUGGGUGGCAAAAGAUCUUGCGGUUACCUCUUGUGGACAUACCUUCUGUAAGGCUUGUUUGGAAGAUUUUACUAAAAUCUUGGGAAAAUCUUUGUGCCCCACAUGUUCACUCCCAUUUACACCAAGGAAGAUUUGUGGUGGUCUAUUUGCAGAAGCAAUGAGCUUUAAAACUUCAAGCAUCUUAGGAAGAAUUUCGCUAGGAAAUUUUCCAACAAGCACCAAAAUAGAAGCUCUGAAGGAGGAAAUCAGGUUCAUGGUUGAAAUGGAUGGUUCUGCAAAAGGCAUUGUUUUCAGCCAGUUUACAUCCUUCUUGGAUUUGAUAAGCUACUCCCUCCAUCAGUCUGGAAUCAAUUGUGUUCAACUAGUUGGUAAAAUGACUGCUACUGCAAAAGACGCUGCGGUAAAAAGGUUCAACGAGGACCCAGAUUGCAAGAUCUUUCUUACAAGCUUGAAAUCUGGAGGUGCUGCACUCAAUCUCCCAGUUGCAUCAAAUGUUUUCUUAAUGGAACCUUGGUGGAACCCUUUUGUUGAGCAGCAGGCAUAUGACCGAAUUCAUCGGAUUGGUCAAUAUAAACCGGUUAGAGUCGUAAAGUUUAUAAUAGAGAACACUAUUGAGGAGAGGAUUUUGGAGCUCCAAGAAAAGAAAGAAAGCUUAUCAGAAGGGGCAUUAGGUUCUACAGACAUGCUGGGGAAUUUAUCAACUGAAGACCUGAGAGAUUUAUUCAUCUAG
Messenger RNA from Vitis riparia (riverbank grape), 2265 nucleotides. Its product is annotated as ATP-dependent helicase rhp16-like. The transcript has 15 exons. The record is from RefSeq and is a predicted model, not a curated record. Gene Ontology annotation, molecular function: metal ion binding; ATP binding; ATP-dependent chromatin remodeler activity. The coding region runs from base 1 to 2265 and encodes 754 amino acids. NCBI's taxonomy places the organism in Eukaryota, Viridiplantae, Streptophyta, Magnoliopsida, Vitales, Vitaceae.